Molecule: messenger RNA, 1096 nt
Organism: Arabidopsis lyrata subsp. lyrata
Lineage: Eukaryota; Viridiplantae; Streptophyta; Magnoliopsida; Brassicales; Brassicaceae
Product: DNA-directed RNA polymerase III subunit rpc31
Exons: 9
Coding region: 199-792 (197 amino acids)
Biological process (GO): transcription by RNA polymerase III
Cellular component (GO): RNA polymerase III complex
Source: RefSeq, a predicted model, not a curated record
UUUCUUCUUCAAUCUCCUCUCUUCUUUCUCGAAAACACUCUCGUUUUUGGGUUUCGUAUUGUUGGUGUUGUGAGAAGCCAUAAGAAAACAAGCGGCGAAGCUCAGAUUCAUAUCCCGUAGAGAUUGUUGUCUCUUUUUUGGUGCUUCUUAUGACAGUUUCUUCAGUUGUUUCCAAGUGAAUUAAAACAUCAAUAUUCGAUGUCUUGGAGAGGAAGCAGUGGAAAACCACAAGGUGGUGGUGCCGAUUAUGGCAAGCCUGAGCCUUUUGUGAUUUUCCCUGAUAUUACGUUACCUGAUCCGAAAUCAAUCUCAACAGACUUGCAAUUAGUUCAAACCUACUUUAGUUUCAAUAAGUUUUGGAGAAAUUCUCCUUAUCAUUUAGGCGAUGGUGUUUCUAAGAAAGAGAAUGAGAGUUUGGACAUUGAGAGGUAUUCAGACUCGUUGAAGCCCAAGAUGAAGUCUAAUAAGAAUGGAUCUUUCUUUGAUUUUCUUGUUCUUAGACCUGAUAACUUCCCUAAAGAACUUCUUGGAGAUACUCGAAGAGAACGUCCAGUGAAGAGAGCUAAAUGGAGUCAAGAAGCUGAUUUGCAGAAAUUGGAUGUGUUUGAGAAGCUUGAAGCUAAGUUUAAGGCUGAAGGCAAUGAAGUGAAAGGAGAAGGAGAAGAUGAUGAAGAAGUUGAGGAAUCCGAAGGAGAAGAAUCUGAUAAUGGAGAUUAUGAUCAGAACCAAGACUUUGAUGAUGAUGACGACGAUUAUAAUCAGGAUGAUGGUGAAUUUGAGGACGUGUAUUAAGCUGCUUCUUCUUUUCCCAAAAGAAUCAAGUUUUGCAGACAAGAGAAGCUCAGCCUUGAAGGUGAAAGCUCUUAGGUUUUUGUUUCCUUGGUUUUUGCUCUAUACUAAAUCAGUUGUAAGAUUAUUUCCAAACAUUGUGAUCUAGUAGAGCUUUGGAUAUAAUGGCUUGGAAGUACCAUUUCUGGGAAGAGUUGAUAAGGGUGUCAAUUCCCAUAUGGCCAUAUUUGUAGAAAUUUUUGCAACAUCCCCCAAAAGUGUUUGAUCUUUGGUUUACAAAUGGAUUGAUACAAGUUGUUAGCUUCUU